GGGGCGUGUAAAUAAGCACAAGGUUGCUACUGACUCCUGCAUUUCCAGUAAAAAGAAACUAAUAUUGUGAUUUCACAAGAAAGGAGUAAGGCUGAUUUUGAAGUCAGUUAAAGAGAGCCAAAAGCCAGACAGAGCCUUCAGACAGAGCCUUCUGACAGAGACAAGAGCAGCAUAAAGAGGAACUGAUGGGUUUAGGAGGACUGUAGAAAUUUCUGUUUCGGCAACUGCAAUCUUUCCCAUCCUUCUGUUUGCCCUAGUCUUGCUGGUGAAUGCCUGGGACUGGUAUAUGGCUGGAAACGCCUGCACCAUGAACAGCUUCAUGGCCAUUGCCCUCAUCUGGAUGAUGAUAGCAUGUGCUGAAGCAGACAAGCCUCUCAGAGACCCGGGUAUGACUGGAUUUCAAACAUGCAAGGAUACCUUGAAGCUACCUGUCUUGGAGGUCCUGCCAGGAGGAGGCUGGGAUAAUCUGAGAAACAUUGACAUGGGACGGGUGAUAGACUUGACCUACACCAACUGUAAGACCACAGAAGAUGGACAGUACAUUAUCCCUGAUGAAGUCUAUACUAUUCCUCAGAAGGAGAGCAACCUGGAGAUGAAUUCAGAAAUCCUGGAUUCCUGGGUGAAUUACCAGAGUACCACCUCAUUUUCCAUCAACACGGAACUCUCCCUUUUCUCCAAAGUCAAUGGCAAGUUUUCUACAGAGUUCCAAAGGAUGAAGACCCUUCAAGUAAAGGACCAAGCUGUAACUACUAGAGUUCAGGUAAGAAACCGGAUCUACACAGUCAAAAACAGCCCAACUUCAGAGCUCAGCUUCGGGUUUACGAACGCACUUAUGGACAUCUGUGACCAAUUAGAGAAAAACCAGACGAAGAUGGCCACCUACCUGGCAGAACUCUUGGUCCUCAACUAUGGCACACAUGUUAUCACCAGUGUGGAUGCUGGGGCUGCACUGGUUCAGGAGGAUCACAUCAGGUCCUCCUUCCUCCUGGACAACCAGAACAGUGAGAAUACUGUGACUGCCUCUGCUGGGAUUGCCUUCUUAAACAUUGUGAACUUUAAAGUUGAAACAGACCACACUUCUCAGACCACUUUGACCAAGAGCUACCUGUCUAACAGAACCAACUCCAGGGUGCAGAGCUUUGGAGGGAUUCCCUUCUAUCCAGGAAUUACCUUAGAAACCUGGCAGAAGGGCAUCACUAACCACCUAGUGGCAAUAGACCGAGCUGGCUUGCCUCUGCAUUUCUUCAUUAAGCCUGACAAACUGCCUGGUUUGCCGGGUCCCUUGGUGAAAAAGCUGUCGAAGACAGUGGAAACUGCUGUGAGACAUUAUUACACAUUUAACACUCACCCUGGCUGCACGAAUGUCGACUCCCCCAACUUCAAUUUUCAAGCCAAUAUGGAAGAUGAUUCGUGUGAUGCGAAAGUAACCAACUUCACCUUUGGUGGACUUUAUCAGGAAUGCACUGAACUGUCAGGUGAUGCUCUUUGCCAAAACCUGGAGCAGAAGAAUCUGCUUACUGGUGAUUUCUCUUGUCCCUCUGGCUACACCCCUGUCCAUCUGCUGUCUCAGACCCAUGAGGAGGGUUACAGUCGCCUGGAAUGUAAAAAGAAAUGCACCCUCAAGAUUUUCUGUAAGACAGUGUGUGAAGAUGUGUUCCGAGUGGCCAAAGCUCAAUUCAGGGCUUAUUGGUGCGUAGCCACUGGCCAAGUACCUGACAACUCAGGACUUCUCUUUGGAGGACUCUUCACUGACAAGAGCAUCAACCCAAUGACAAAUGCACAGUCAUGCCCAGCUGGCUACAUUCCACUGAACCUGUUUGAAAGCCUUAAGGUAUGUGUGUCCCUGGAUUAUGAGUUGGGGUACAAGUUUUCAGUUCCCUUUGGUGGGUUCUUCAGCUGUAUAAUGGGGAACCCCCUGGUUAAUUCUGAUACAGCCAAAGACAUAGGAGCACCAUCUCUGAAAAAAUGUCCUGGGGGCUUCAGCCAACACCUAGCUGUUAUCAGUGAUGGAUGCCAAGUGUCCUACUGUGUCAAGGCUGGAAUCUUUACAGGAGGGUCCCUGCUCCCUGUCAGGCUUCCACCUUACACCAAGCCACCCCUCAUGAGCCAAGUUGCCACCAACACUGUCAUAGUGACCAGUAGUGAGACUGCCAGAUCCUGGAUUAAGGAUCCUCAGACCAACCAGUGGAAGCUGGGAGAGCCUCUGGAGCUUCAUAGAGCCAUGACUGUCAUCCAUGGGGACGGUAAUGGAAUGUCAGGAGGGGAAGCUGCUGGAGUCACGUUGGGAGUCAUCAUAGCACUAGGAAUUGUCAUUACCUUGGCCAUCUACAGUACUCGGAAGUACAAGAAAGAGAAGGAAUACCAGGAAAUCGAGGAGCAGGAGAGUUUGGUUGGAAGCUUUGCAACAGAUGCAUCAGCCCCUAAUGGAGAACAGGAUCCAUGUCCAGCUUAAUUGUCUCCAGAGGAAACAGUUUCCAGCCGCAGUUUCAAGUACAUCUUUCUCUUUGUUUUCUCUACUUCUCCCUUCCUAAGUACUGAAGUGACCCUUGCAAUAGGAAGAAAGCAGGCAUUACAUCCCUGGAAGUAUUUGUUUAGACCUCUGCACCAGGAAAUUAAAGGAGCCAUUUUAAUGGGUAUGGGGAGGGGUAUGAUUCAUCUGGAAAAAGCUGGACUGGGACUGAGCCCCGGGAUGUGUGUGUGUGUGUGUGUGUGUGUGUGUGUGUGUGUGUGUGUGUCCACUCUCAUAGUUGUCAUUAUCUGAAUGCAUGUGUGUAAAAAGAGAUUAGAUUUGGAGAUUGUGCAUUUAGUCUGAAUUUGAAAGGCUUUCCAGUUUGUGAGCUGAAAAGGUUUGUGCUCUAAGUACAUUACUUCUUUUAUUUUGUUUUCAAAGAAGCCCUCUGGAUUUCAAUCUUGAGGCAAAUGUGUCCCUGAAAUGCCACAGGAGGCCUACAUGUUCCCUACUCUUUAGCUUUAAGGACUUGGUGUUGAUUGAUAGUACCCUUCCCCCUGAGUCAGCUCCCAGGCAUGUGAAGGAGAGGCGGGUGGGGUUUAUACAAAUUCCAUUUCCCAACUUUCUCACAGCUAAUCUAGAUUAGUCUUGGGCUUCUGAACAGUGCAAACAAGUCCUCAGGGAAAAGAAUAUGUAACUUAUAAUUUUCUGUUAGGGGGUGAAGGAUGAAGAAACAGUAAGGAAACAAACAAUAAAUUGAGGAUAAAAACUGGGGUUCUGGAGACGAUGCGAGUAAUCCAGGAAAGUUUGAACUCUCAGAUCUGUCAGUUAACAGCGUUAUAAAUGAAGAACUGAACAGAGCUCUGGUUUGGACAGAUCAAACAGUAUGGUUUCAUGUUUAUGUGUCAAAAAUAUAACUCCUUCCUCUCUGUGGAUGUCUUUAUCCUUGUCUUCUCACCCCAGCCGAGGAUGCAGAGAGAUGCACACAAACACCCUGUAUUGCAACAAGAAGCAUUUAUUUUCCUAGGGGCGAAACUGGGCUUAAACGCUAGUUCCUCCCUAACCCUAAACGUACGGGGAAAGUGCGGUCUUCUGUCUGCUAGGAUUUGCUGUUUCACAUUGCUAGGAAGAGGACUGAGGUGAUUAAAAACGAAACAAGGUUAGCUGGAAAAGGCUGUGACAUGUGUUUCAGAUCCGCGAUGGCUUCCAUGGGGGCGUCCAGCAGGCUGCAUGAUUGACACCUAGCAAUAGUUGGGGGUUUGCUCAAUUUUCACCUCUGAGAAUUUAAUUCUCUACAACAUGAAAAUUCCUCCACUGCUGUCUUAGAAGUUAUGUAUCUAUUCACCACAGCACAUCUUCAGUGAGCUAUCUUCUAUGAAAGACGAUGUGUUCUCUCUUCAAUAUUUACAAUCAAGGGCCUGUGCACACAGUAGGCCCACCUGAAGAGCUCCAAGUGUCUCAAUCUCUGGGAAUGGGAGUAAAUUACUCAUUCUUUUUCAGUUGAGUAAUUUAUGAGAGAAAUGAAUGACUGAAUUUGAACUCUGCCCUACCAACUGCCCAGCCAAGGGGGUUGAUGUAUAACCUCUCCAUCAAACCUGCUUCUUGAACAAUAAAAUGUUCUCCUUAACCUUUGUAUGCUUUAUGGGUUUGGGGUGCAUUUUAAUGUUUCAUUGAAGACAAUCACAUUUCUAAACAUACUGGCUUCAUUUUGUAAAUUCUUUAAGAAUUACUAAGUCUGCAAAACAAGGCACAGCAGAAGACUUCCAGACCUUUAAUGCAGAAACUUCCUGUUAAAGUGUCUAAUAUUUGUCCCAUAAAUAUGUAGCUCUACUAACAAAAAUGUGUAUAAAUAUUCAUUAAAGUGUGUACUUAGCAAAA
Molecule: messenger RNA, 4327 nt
Organism: Rattus norvegicus (Norway rat)
Lineage: Eukaryota; Metazoa; Chordata; Mammalia; Rodentia; Muridae
Source: RefSeq, a predicted model, not a curated record